UCAUUGUAUAGAUUCACCCUACCAAUCGUAAUGUUAAGGUUAAGACCAUGCAAUAUUAUAUAUUAAACAGAUUUACCUGACCAAUAUUAAAAAGAAGUUAUAUAUUAUACAAAUCUGCCUGUCUAGUUUAAAGAUUACAGCUGCUACUCCACAUAAUUAUAUGUUACACAGAUUUAACCGUCUAAUUUUGAUAUUAAAGUUAAAACUCCAAUACUAUUUAUUGCAUAAAUUACCUGACUUAUUUUUAAAAAAUAAGGUUAGGGCUUCACAAUAAUAUAUAUUAUACAAACUUCCUGACUAAUUUAAUUAUGAAGCACAAGGCUCCACAAUAUUAUAUAUUAUACAGUAAUACCUUUCUAAUUUAAAUACUAAGGUUAGGAUACUACAGUAUUAUACUUAAAUAAAUUUAACUGACUUCUUUAAAUAAGUAUAAGGCUCCACAAUAUUAUAUAUGAUCUAAAAUGACCUAACUAAAUAUUUACGUUACCACCCUGCAAUAUUAAAUAAUAUACAAAUUUAUCAAAUUAAUGUUGAGGUUUAAAACUUAUAUACUUUACAAAUUUAAAUAUUAAUGAGUAAUAUAUGAUCAUUUAACAAGAGUCAGUACAUCCACAGGAACGUAGAAGUUGAAAAUUAUUUCAAAUAAUCUCAGCUGUUUUUUUUUCUGUAUAUAUUUUUAAAAUUUUAAACACCUGAAAGUAAAAAUGUAAGUUUUAUUGGAGUUGUUUUAUUGUAUUUCAAACUUGUCUCCAGCAUCUGUUAUCCACUGAGCUCAUCCAAGGUUGUUCAUGUCUUCUGUGUCUUCAUUCAUCAUCUCUACAUGAAGUUAGUAUCCAGAGUUUUCUGCGUUCUUUGAUGUGAAAAUGGAACAAUGGUUGUACAGAUUGAAGCCAAACAAAUGAAGCCAAACAAAUGCUACAAAAAUCCCUCUGUAUGAGGAAUACAUGAUAACUGUGUGAAAAGCAUAAACCUUAAUAUAUCAAUAGACAUAGUUUAAUCAAUAGACAGAAAACAUAGUCUUGCGUUUUUGAAGAAAUACUAAAAACUGCUAAACUAUUUGACUGUGCACACGUCAUUGGGUGUCAGGUUGAGGAAGGAGGCGGCUUUGUUUUAGUAGAGGACGGGAGGAGGAAGAUACAUGAAGGACCGAGACGAACUGAAACUUUUGCGACAAUGAGGACAAAAUGGAAGCGACACGUUUGCAUCCUUCUACCCAACAAGCAGCACCUGGACUGUGCUGUCAGAGUGAGAGCCAGAGGUCAUGAGGUGUUGAACAGUGUGUUGAAGCAGCUCGGUGUCAGUGAUCUCCAAGUGUUUGGUCUGGCUGUUCUCAGAGACAAUGAAUAUCUAUUUGUUGACUUGGACCAAAAGCUGAGCAAGUACUUUGGCAAAAGAUGGAACACGGGUUCUAUAAAGGUCCCAUUCAUCUUAUUUCUGAGAGUGCAGUUUUAUUUAGAAGCUGGACAGCUAAUAAUGAGCAGCAAAGAGCAGCAGCUUUACUACUCUGAGCUGAGGCAGAAGAUGCUGAGAUCUCAGAACCGCCAUCAGGAAGCUUUGUUCUUCCAGCUGGCAGCUUCGGCGCUCCAAGCUGAAGUCGGAGAUCUGGAACAGAAAGAUGUGGAAGGAGAAGAGAGAAAACAGAGGCAUUACUUCCUUCCUGAAGAUUACUUCCCCUCUUGGCUGAUAAAACGCAGAGGCAGAGACUUCCUGCUCCAAAACAGUCCGGUGUUGCAUGGUGAGCUGAGAGGAGUGUCACGCAGUCAAGCCAUCCUGCAGUUUAUAAGAGAAGCCAGCAGCCUGCAGGACGGAGCAGUAACUUUCUACAGGAUGAGGCAGGAGAAAAAAGAGCUGAGAAGUUCAAUCCUGCUUGCCGUGGCAGUGAAAGGACUCCACAUUUAUCAGGAGGUGGAAGGCAAGCAGUGUAUGCUGUAUGAUUUUUCCUGGAUCGACAUCGACCGCCUCACUUUCCAGGGCAGCAGGUUUGAAAUCGCUGCAGUGGGCUCUCUGUGCCUCCCUAAGCUGGUGUAUUACACUCAUUCAGCGUUCCAUUCUAAACACAUCCUCAGGCACCUCAGCGACAGCCACCGACUCCACAUCAGCACCAGAGAUGCAGUCAGCCACAUCCAGCAGCUGGAAAACAUGAAAGCCAGUCAGCUCUACAAAGAGGCCUACAUCUGUGAUACAAUAAGUCUAAAACAGAGGCUUCACUGCAGCAACCUCACUUCAUCCAUGUCUGACUGCAGUGUUGCAGUGGAAGCAGCUACCUGUAGCAGUUUCAGUGUUGCAGUGGAAGCAGAUACAGACUGGGUCGAAGAGGAGGAGGAAGAGGACGUAGACUCUCUAUCAGAGGCUGAGCUGUGGUUGGACGAACCAGAGGAGGUCUUUGUUGACGACCCGGCAGAGGUGUCCUGGCUGGCUGAGCUGCUCCACGGCGUCUCUGUGGAUGGACCUCUGGUGUCAAACUCCUCUGACUGGGCAGCUGUCACCAUGGAAAUGAAACAGAUUCUGUGGAGGAGAGCUGAUGAAGGGGCGUCUGUGGACUAAUUCACAGCCGGAGGCAAGAUGGAUUCAUUAGAUGUUCUGCAGCUCAGGAUAAGAAGACACCUGAUGUUUGCCG
Molecule: messenger RNA, 2617 nt
Organism: Amphiprion ocellaris (clown anemonefish)
Lineage: Eukaryota; Metazoa; Chordata; Actinopteri; Pomacentridae
Product: FERM domain-containing protein 6-like
Exons: 14
Coding region: 1174-2544 (456 amino acids)
Biological process (GO): positive regulation of hippo signaling
Cellular component (GO): cytoskeleton; cytoplasmic side of apical plasma membrane
Source: RefSeq, a predicted model, not a curated record